This is a messenger RNA of Knipowitschia caucasica, 4305 nucleotides long. Lineage: Eukaryota; Metazoa; Chordata; Actinopteri; Gobiiformes; Gobiidae. The record is from the annotation of a GenBank genome assembly.
AUGCUUUUCAGCGAGCAGAAGACGCCUUUCUUCCGACUUUUGAUAGAGUGGUGGACUGCGAAACCAGCGGCUCCGGGCCUGCUCGUCACCGAGCUGCUGCAACCUCUCCCGGUUCUGAUGGAUCCUGGACAGGAUUUGCUUCUCGCAGCUCUCAGCGAGAGUGGUAUUUGUCCCAAUGAUAUAGGUUUAUUUGAUGUUGAAUCUCAAGAUGCUGGACAGUCAUCUAACUCUCAACAGUCCAUCUCUAUCAAUGCCCUGGAUGUUGGUUUGGGAAGAGAGCUUGUUGAAGCUCGUCAGCCAGCGAGCUCAAUACCACCUUCGGUCAUUUCAAUCAGGAAACCUCAGCCAUCAACAACCACGUUUGUCUUAAAUCAGUUGAAUCAGCUGCCACCAUUAGGAGCCAUUGUAACAAAACACGCCGCUACAAAUCCUAUCAAACAUACAAUAACUGUGACCAAGGUGGUCCAUGUGGCCAAUUCAGCACUUAGAGGUUCACCUACUCAGUCGGCUGCAAGUAUUUCAUCACUGACCACAGUGCCUUCAAAUAGAGAGCAGAUUCAGUUGAAGGAUCUACUUCGAGCAAGAAAUAUUAAAAGCACAAACUUGAAGGGUAACAGCUUAAUGGAACUUAUGAAACUUAAACCUCCAUCUGAUAUUGCACCGCCUGUGGCAACAGCAACUUCUACUGGAAAUGACCUGAACAAUGGGAUCAAAAAGGAACUAAUGAAUAAAGACUCUCCCAAAAUCUGGGUUACUGAAGAGUCUCGAGUGCAACGUUUUCAUUUAAGACCACCAGGUUUGAGGGAUGAUGAGGAACCAGAGGAGGAAGAUGAAGAGGAGUUGGGUCAUGCAGAGACUUACGCCGAAUACAUGCCAAUGAAGUUAAAAGUUGGCCUGAGACACCCUGAUCCUGUGGUAGAAACUAGUUCCCUUUCAAGUGUCAGCCCUCCAGAUGUGUGGUACAGGCUUUCCAUCCCAGAGGAGGUCAUUGACAGAGGCUGUUUGUCUGCUUUGCAACUAGAAGCAGUUACGUAUUCAGCACAGCAACACGAAACAUUUCUUCCGAAUGGUGAAAGAGCUGCUUACUUGAUUGGGGACGGAGCCGGUGUAGGCAAAGGGCGCACCAUAGCAGGAAUCAUCUACGAAAAUUACCUUCUUGGCCGGAAGCGCUCUCUUUGGUUUAGUGUUUCCAAUGAUUUGAAGUAUGAUGCUGAAAGAGACUUGAGGGACAUUGGUGCAAAAAAUAUUCAAGUCCAUUCUCUAAACAAGUUCAAAUAUGGAAAAAUAUCGGCUAAACAUAAUGGAAGUGUGAGGAAAGGUGUAAUAUUUGCUACAUACUCAUCCUUGAUUGGAGAAAGUCAGUCAGGUGGAAAGUACAAGACCAGAUUCGACCAGCUUCUUCACUGGUGUGGGGAAGAUUUUGACGGCGUUAUUGUUUAUGAUGAGUGUCACAAAGCCAAAAAUGUUUGUCCGAUCGGAUCAUCAAAGCCUACGAAAACAGGACUUGCUGUGCUCGAGUUGCAAAACAAACUGCCCAAAGCUCGUGUUGUAUAUGCUAGUGCAACAGGUGCUUCUGAACCAAGGAACAUGGCCUAUAUGAAUCGUCUAGGCAUAUGGGGACACAAAACCCCUUUUAAAGAAUUUGGAAAUUUCAUCCAAGCUGUGGAGCGCAGAGGCGUGGGCGCUAUGGAGAUUGUUGCAAUGGACAUGAAACUGAGGGGGAUGUACAUUGCACGACAGCUUAGUUUCACAGGUGUAACGUUUAAGAUUGAGGAGGUUCCACUGAGUCAAAAAUACAUAAAAAUGUAUAACAAGUCUGUUAAACUGUGGGUGAGUGCGCGGGAAAAGUUUCAACAAGCGGCUAAUCUGAUGGAUGCGGAGCAACGUAUGAAAAAGUCCAUGUGGGGCCAGUUCUGGUCAGCCCAUCAGAGGUUCUUCAAAUAUUUGUGCAUUGCUUCAAAAGUUCAUAGGGUGGUGCAACUUGCUCGAGAAGAGGUUCAGAAUGGAAAGUGUGUGGUGAUUGGCCUUCAGUCUACUGGAGAAGCACGGACACUAGAGGCGCUGGAGGAAGGAGGCGGAGAGCUCAAUGAUUUUGUGUCAACCGCAAAGGGUGUUCUUCAGUCUCUAAUUGAAAAGCAUUUUCCGGCACCUGAUAGACAGAAACUUUAUAGUUUGCUUGGACUAGACAUUCCUGGAAAUAAAGCGGAAACCGUGAGCAACAGUGCUGGGACUGAGCAAAAGGGCAAGAAGAGAAAAGCUCCAGAACCAAAGAAGCCGAAGAAGAAAGCUCGUAAGCACGGGGGUCUUUCGGGCACCAGCUCCGACGAAAGCCAGUCUGAUGCUUCUGAUAAAGAAUCUGAGAAGGAGAUGGACAGUGAUGACAGCUUCAAGUCUGUGAGCUCUGCUGAAGAUGAUGAUUUUAACCCUUUCAGAGAAGAAUCCGGUGACGACGAUGAUCCAUGGCUAAUCAGAAAAGAACCCAAAAAAAGGAAGGAGAAGAAGACUAAGAAUAAAAGGAGGAAAAGUGUUGAUCCAGACUCUAUUCAGAGCGCCUUAUUGGCAUCUGGACUGGGAUCCACAAGACCCACUUUCACCACCGUGAGCACACCCAGUCUUCCUGCACCAGCAAAACCAGAAAACAAUGAUGGCUGCUUAACCAGUCAGGACUCAGUGGAACUUGCCCAAAAGAUGAAGAAGGAUCUGCUGGAGCAGUUGGAGAAGCUUUCGGAGGACCUCCCUCCCAAUACAUUGGAUGAGUUGAUUGAUGAACUUGGGGGCCCUGAGAAUGUUGCCGAGAUGACUGGUCGUAAAGGCCGUGUGGUGAGCAACGAUGAUGGAAGCAUUACUUAUGAGUCUCGCUCAGAGCUGGACGUUCCUGUGGAAAUCCUCAAUCUAACAGAAAAGCAAAGAUUUAUGGAUGGAGAGAAAAAUAUAGCCAUAAUCUCUGAAGCUGCCAGCUCUGGUAUAUCUCUGCAAGCGGACCGGCGAGUGCGUAACCAACGGAGGAGAGUUCAUAUGACUCUGGAGCUGCCAUGGAGCGCAGACAGAGCGAUACAGCAGUUUGGGAGAACUCACAGAUCAAACCAAGUAACUGCUCCUGAGUACGUUUUCCUCAUAUCAGAACUUGCUGGAGAGCAGAGGUUUGCAUCUAUUGUUGCCAAAAGACUGGAAAGCUUGGGGGCUCUUACUCAUGGAGACAGAAGAGCAACAGAGACCAGAGACUUGAGCAGAUUUAAUUUUGAUAACAAGUAUGGCAGAAAUGCUCUUGAGAUUGUCAUGAAGUCGAUUGUGAAGCUUGAUAGUCCAUUGGUGCCUCCGCCGGCGGAGUUUAAAGGAGAUUUCUUUAAAGAAAUUCAGGGUGGUUUAAUUGGUGUGGGUUUAAUAAGUAUAGAGGAAAGGUCUGGAGGGUUGUCACUUGACAAAGACUACAACAACAUUGGGAAGUUUCUCAAUCGCAUUUUGGGAAUGGAAGUUCAGCAGCAGAAUUCAUUGUUCCAAUAUUUCUCAGAAACUCUAGCUGCAGUCAUUCAAGAAGCCAAAAAGAACGGCAGAUAUGACAUGGGUAUUCUGGACCUUGGCUCUGGCGAUGAGAAAGUUGAGAAGGUUGAAUCUAAGAAGUUUUUAACUCCAGGUUACACAACAUCAGGACACGUUGAACUGUUCACUGUCAAGGUUGAAAGAGGGAUGUCCUGGGAAGAGGCUACUCAUGCCUGGGCAGAUCAAAAUGGGCCUGACGAUGGAUUUUAUGUGCAGAUGAGAAACAACAAGAAAACGGCAAUAUUAGUCAACGAAGUGAAUCCCAAAAAGCGUCUGUUUCUAGUCUACCGACCAAACACUGGAAGACAGCUAAAAUUGGAGACUUAUGCUGAUAUCAAGAAAAAAUUCAAAAAGGUAUUGUCAGAAGAAGCCAAACGCCACUGGAUGGAUCAGUACAACUCGUCAGCACUGAUUUGCUCUCAUGCUUAUUGGAGGGGAAACUGUAAGAAGGCAUCAGUCGGUCUGCAGUGUGAGGUGGGCCUCCGGUGCAGGACGUACUAUGUCCUUUGUGGGUCGGUUCUCAGUGUUUGGAAUGAACUGGAGGAAGUGCUCACUCCGGUCAGUGGAACCAAUGUAAAAGUUCAGAUCGUCCGUCUCAGAACAGAAGAUGGUCAGAGAAUAGUUGGACUCUUGAUUCCAGCAAAUUGUGUCUCUCCACUCAUCCAUAAACUCUCCACGUCAGACCAGAGCCAGCAGAUCGCGGUGCAGGAACUGCAGAAACGACAACAGCUCCAUCCCCAAAGUUUCAGUCAUGUUCUUAACCUUUAG